Messenger RNA from Mucor mucedo, 802 nucleotides. Its product is annotated as C2 domain-containing protein. The record is from RefSeq and is a predicted model, not a curated record. The transcript has 2 exons. Lineage: Eukaryota; Fungi; Mucoromycota; Mucoromycetes; Mucorales; Mucoraceae. The coding region runs from base 146 to 706 and encodes 186 amino acids.
CCAUUUAAGAAAAAGGUACCUGCGCGACUGGUUUUCUUGUCAGACCGAAUAAAUAUUUAUUUUUUAUAAGCUCCUUCAAGACACCUUUUAAACAAAAACUUUGUUUGAAUAUACCCGAUAUAAAAUAAACCAUAAAACGGUGGCUAUGGAAACACCCAGUAACCACAGGAGAAGCAGUAGCGCAAACGACGCCAUUACACCCACGAGUCAUCGUCGAAUUCCUUUUGUUCAUCGUUUAUCAUCAUUUAGACGCAAUCACCAUAAUAGAGGAACUUCGUCGUCUUCGCAAUUGUCGUCAAGUCUGUCCGAUACCACCAGCACCACCAAGCCCAAAGAUGAUAUGCUAUCUUCAGAUUUAAUCCUGAAAGUUGCUAUUGUUCGAGGUCGCAGUUUGGCCCGAGAAGAUGAGGCAAAUAUUCCGAAUCCAUACGCAAGUGUAAGAUUUGGAGGGAUUCGACACAGAACAGAUACGAUAAAGAAGUCGUCUGAUCCAGAAUGGCUUUGCACUUUUGAGUUCAAUUUAUCAAAUGAUAUCAUUGGCCAUAAAAAAAGAUUGAGGGCUUUAAAAAAUCAUGGUUUAACCGUUACCGUUUAUAGCAAAGACAGGUUUACCUCCAUUUUCUUGGGCCAAGUGCAUUGGUCAUUUGAUCAACUCUUUCAAAAUCAAUCAAUCGCUUUUGAUGGGAAUAACGUACGUGCUCAGUAAUGAAUACGUGUAACGUGCGCUAAUUUUUUUUUAAAUAGGCUAAAUGGUUUCCGCUGUCCCAAACCAGUCAGCGAAGCAAAAGAUUUAAUUUAAGAA